AUGUCCAACAAAAUCACCGAUGCUCGCCUGGAAUGGCUAGAGGCGACAAAGCGGCGGAAAAGCUUGCUCCUCCAGCAGCUUGAAGAGGAGGAGAAGAAGAUGGGGGGCGACAACAAGGACAUUGUGUCCUCUUCGGCGGGUGGUGAUGAUGCCGCGGCGGCAGCACAACAAGACCCCGACAAGGCGCAGGACGCGCUCAACGAGCAUCAAUUGAACAUUGACCGAUUCAAGGAGGAGCUUGCGGCGAUUGAAAAGGAGUUUGAGUCUUGGCAGGAAAUGGGAUUCAGCUUGCCCGCUUCCAAGUGA
Trichoderma breve is the source of this 306-nucleotide messenger RNA. RefSeq lists its product as uncharacterized. The record is from RefSeq and is a predicted model, not a curated record. NCBI's taxonomy places the organism in Eukaryota, Fungi, Ascomycota, Sordariomycetes, Hypocreales, Hypocreaceae. Bases 1 to 306 code for a protein of 101 amino acids. The transcript has a single exon.